Messenger RNA from Trypanosoma brucei brucei TREU927, 1164 nucleotides. RefSeq lists its product as hypothetical. Bases 1 to 1164 code for a protein of 387 amino acids. The transcript has a single exon. The record is from RefSeq and is a predicted model, not a curated record. NCBI's taxonomy places the organism in Eukaryota, Euglenozoa, Kinetoplastea, Trypanosomatida, Trypanosomatidae.
AUGGCCGUUGCCACUUCGCCUAACGGCGCUGCAAUGAACCGUCAACUCCCGGAAGACCCCUCCGUUUCAACACUGCUCGCCUCUUCCCUCUCCACUACGGGGUCACGACCAUGCAGCGGGCAAAGGCAGCAGUCGUAUCGAACUGUGAAACCACAGAAAUUAGACACCACUUCGCCGCCGGUAAGGGAAAAGACACGCACACCAACAAGUGGAGAGAGUCGCCUGCAUAACGCGCACGUACUUCACGUUCUGGGUUCGAGCUCAACUUCACCCCCAGAGGGUGUCGAUUUUUGGCAUGGAUCGUCAUCGCCCGACGCAAGGGAAAAUCCGGGUGCGGGAGCAACUCCCUCGCGAUCCACAUCCGUUGAUGCAAUUAGGUUUACACCGAAGGAGAACCGUAACGGCAAGCGGUUGACGGUUAGCGCAUUUAGCAAUGGAAGUGGCAUCACCAGUAGUGAGUCGACCGCUAAACGUGAUUGGGCUCGAAGGCUACAACGCUGCCUUUUGGAUAGAGAAAAGGAAGUGCGAGAAUUUCGGUGUCGGGCUGAGAUGCGUGAAAGGGAGGUAGCUAUUGCUGAAGAGGAGAUAAAACGACUCCACGGGGUAAUCUCGUUGCAGAAGCACCGUAUUGAUGAACUGACACACAGCCUCGUGCAAGCAGAGAUGACCUCAAGCGUUGCUGGCGUUAUUACGGCUUCUUCACACUCGAAACGUAGUGGUGGUCAACGGUGGUUGGUUUCUAACGGACGGUCUGAGGCAGUUGGUGAGGUUUUAGAGAGGGCGUCCGGGAGGGGCGUAGCGGAAGCACUGGAUGGGCUUUCAGUUUCGGAGGUAAAAAGUGCCGUGAGAAGUGCCGUGUCCGGACUCGCGAGAAUGGAAGAGCAACUGAGAACUCAAAAGGCCCUCAAUCGCUCUCUCAGAGAAGAGAAUGAUGCGCUUCGUCGGCAACUUGCCCUGUCGAGCAAAGGGGGGCACGAUAGUAACGGAAGGUGUGAAACCAGGUCUUGUACAGAAGAAGUGCACGAAAUGGCAAUGGCGUUCCUUCGUGGGCCCUUUCGACGAUUCCUUUCCGAGUCCGAGCAACUCAAGAUUAGGAUGCAGGAGUGCCCCCAGGAGGGCAUGCGAACCCGUGGACAAUCGAGUUCAACUUCACGCGGAUCAUGA